AUGCUGCUAGACGGGUGCGUUGAUCGUUACCGUCCACUGCCCGACUAUCUCAAUUAUUCGAACGUGACUCAAUCUGAGGUACGAGAAACAUUUUUGCGCUUGAAAGCUGAGAACUCUUUCUUGAGUGGUCGAGAAGCGAGAACGUCUGGUGUGACCGACAGGACGGCUUCGACUGUUUCAAGCGAUCGCUACCUGAACUUGAGGCAUUUUUUCGAUCGUUUGGACAGAUUAUCCGGUAGACGUGAAGCGUUUACGACAUCAUCAAGGCUUCAAUCUAUCGAUAUCAUCGAUUUGGCAAAUUCAAAUUCAACAAGAACUCGUACAAGCCCAGUUACGAUCCACCACUUAGCAACAGAAGGUGGCCACCAUUCGUCGGAAGCGCUUCUAUUUCCUGAUCAAAUGGAAUUUUCUAUGGACGACAUCUUCGAAUCAAUGCCAACAACAUCAUCCUCCGAAGGUGCUACAAGUGCUCAAGAAGGACUAAGUGAGACAACAAAAAAGGAUAAUGAUCGACGACGUCAACUCGUUUCAGAUACCGAUCAAGACUUGGAUCGACUGUUGAAUAUGUUCGAGUCACAGGUUGUUGAAAUGUGGAUUGUGGUAAGUAGCAUCAAUUUUUUGGAUAUGCUGAUCAGUGGUGGUGGAGCAGCGAUCAGAAGAACUUUAUAG
Molecule: messenger RNA, 669 nt
Organism: Anisakis simplex (herring worm)
Lineage: Eukaryota; Metazoa; Nematoda; Chromadorea; Rhabditida; Anisakidae
Source: the annotation of a GenBank genome assembly